GUAGUACCAUGGCUCUUCUUCUCCGCUUCCUACUCCUCUCCUUCUUUCUCUCAUUGUAGUCUUGGUUUCUCUAGCUCUAUCAGGCUCUUUAUACCAAGCAUGCGGACAGACAUGCAACUAAACAAGCCAUGUUCAGACCACUUGACUCUUGAUUCAUAUAUAUAGAUAUAUAUAUAUAUAUAUAUAUACAGCCCUUAUAAAGUUGGCUUGGCUGGCAGACACAACAUGCCAUUCCUUAAUGAAGCCUUGCUAUUCUUAUUAUUAUCAUUACUGGUUUGUCCAGCUCUAUCAGACACGGUAUAUCAGUCAUGUGAGACAGCCAACUACAGCACAAACAGCACCUAUCAAUCCAACCUCUUGACACUCCUCUCCUCUCUCUCUUCCAAUGGCUCUGUUUCAGGCUUCUACGAGAACACGGUGGGCACAGUGCCCAACAGGACCUACGGCCUGGUCCUCUGCCGCGGCGACGUCAGCGCCACCGAUUGCAGCAACUGCGUCAACGCCGCCACGCAAGACGUGAUCCAGAUAUGCUCCAACAAGAAGGGUGGUCUUGUAUGGUAUGACCCCUGUUUCCUCCGCUAUUCCAACCAAGACUUCCUCUCCUCUACCGACGACUACAAUCCCCUCAUCCUGUACAAUUCCCAGAACGUGUCUGAUCCUGAUAAGUUUAAGAAGCUUGUGGUUGAUCUUAUGAAUAUGACAGCCCAGUUUGCAUCUUAUAACACAUCCCGGAGAUUCGCCACAGGGGAGGCCAACUUCACUGCGUCUAACCCCAAAAUAUACGGCUUGACCCAGUGCACCCCGGAUUUGACAGGAGAUCAGUGUUAUAGAUGCCUGCAAGGUGCUUUUAGCGUGAUUUCCGGUUUUGCAGAUAAGCAAGGACUAAGAAUUAUUGGAGUGAAAUGCAAUUUCAGGUAUGAGGUGUAUUCGUUCUUUGAGGGUAAGUCCAUGGUGGUACUUUCUCAGUCGAAUGGUACGAAUACCACACCCACACCCACACCCACACCCACAGUUGAAGAAGAAGGAAAGGAAAAUAAAACUGGUAUAAUUCUCGCAAUUUCCAUCCCUCUGGUCAUUGCUGUCCUGAUGAUUACCACUAUUUGCAUUUGCUUCUUUUUUUUUUGGAGGAGGUUGGCAAAGGAAAUUCCCAAUUUGACCAACUCAGAGCAGAUCACAAGCGUGGAGUCAAUUUUAUUUGAUCUAUCUGUGCUAAAAGAUGCAACAGAAGACUUCUCUGAAGUGAAUAAACUUGGACAAGGUGGCUUUGGUUCUGUUUUCAAGGGAACAUUACGUGAUGGAAGAGAAAUAGCUGUUAAAAGGCUAUCAGCAGGCUCAGGGCAAGGAAUAGAGGAGCUAAAAAAUGAACUAGUAUUGGUUGCAAAGCUUCAACACAGGAACCUUGUGAGGCUUUUGGGUGUUUGCUUGGAAGGACGAGAGAAGAUGCUUGUCUAUGAAUAUGUUCCUAACAAAAGCCUUGAUACGAUUCUGUUUGAUUCUGUCAAAAGCAAGCAACUAGAUUGGGGUAGACGAUACAAGAUCAUAAGUGGAAUUGCUCGUGGUCUAUUAUACCUGCAUGAAGAUUCUCAGCUAAAGAUUAUACACCGGGAUCUAAAAGCAAGCAAUAUAUUGUUGGAUGAGGACAUGAAUCCAAAGAUAUCAGACUUUGGGUUGGCUAGGCUUUUUGAAUGUGAUCAAACUGGGGGAACCACAAGCCGAGUAGUUGGAACAUUUGGAUACAUGUCUCCAGAGUAUGUGAUACGUGGUCAGUAUUCAGCAAAGUCAGAUAUAUUCAGUUAUGGAGUUUUGGUUCUGGAAAUCCUGACUGGUCGAAAGAACAGUAUUUACUUGAAAAAUGAACAAGCGGAAGACCUGCUAAGCUAUACAUGGGAGCAUUGGACCAGAGGAACAAUUUCAGAGAUACUAGACCCCUCUCUGUGCGAUCAAUGGCCAAGAAGUGAGGCAUUGAGAUGUAUUCAGAUUGGUUUAUUAUGUGUGCAAGAAGAUCCAGCAAACCGACCCACCAUGUCAAUGGUGGUUCUCAUGCUCAACAGCUACUCUGUGUCCCUCCAAUCUCCUUCAAAGCCUGCAUUUUGUGUAGGACUGAGCGGUGGCAUGGAUUCAGAUGCAUUCCAGAAAGGUACUAAUGUGUCCACUGAUAGAUUUGAAGGGUCCGUCCCAAUGACUCCAAAUGAAGUUACAAUAUCAGAAAUGGAACCCCCCAACAUGCUAUGCCUUACUGAAGAAACUUUACUACUCUUGUUACUAUCAUCAUUAGUAGCUUCUCCAGCUCUCUCAGACACAGUAUAUCAGUCAUGUGGGACAACCGGCAACUACACCACAAACAGCACCUUUCAAUCCAACCUCUUCACACUCCUCCCUUCCCUCUCCUCCAAUGGCUCUGUUUCAGGCUUCUAUACCAACACAGUGGGCACAGUGCCUGACAAGAUCUAUGGCCUGGUCCUCUGCCGCGGUGACACCAACGCCACCACUUGCCGCAACUGUCUCGACGUUGCCAGGCAAGACGUGAUCCAGAUAUGCCCAAACAACAAGGGUGGUCUUGUAUGGUAUGACCCCUGUUUCCUCCGCUAUUCAAACCAAAACUUCCUCUCCUCCACUGACAACUCCAAUCCCCCCAUCCUACUCAAUACCCAGAACGUGUCUGAACCUGAGAAGUUUAACAAGCUUGUGGUUGAGCUUAUGGAUAUGAUAGCCCAGUUUGCAUCUUAUAACUCAUCCCGGAGAUUCGCCACCGGGGAGGCCAACUUCACUGUGUCUAACCCCAAAAUAUAUGGCUUGACCCAGUGCACCCCGGAUUUGUCAGGAGAUCAGUGCUAUAGAUGCCUGCAAGGUGCUUUUAAUGCUAUUUCCAGUUUUGCAGAUAAGCAAGGACUGAGAGUUCUUGGAGUGAGAUGCAAUUUCAGGUAUGAGUUGUAUUCAUUCUAUGAGGGCAAGUCCAUGGUGUUGCUUUCUGCUUCCUCUCCUCAGUCUAAUGGUACGAAUACCACAAUCACACCCACAGUUAAAGAAGAAGGAAAGAAAAAUAACACUGGUAUAAUUCUUGCAAUUUCCAUCCCUCUGUUCAUCGCUGUCCUGAUAAUUAGCACUAUUUGCAUUUGCUUUUGGAAGAGGAGGUUAUCGAAGAAAAUUCCUUCUUUGACCGAAUCAGAAGAGAUCACAAAUGUGGAGUCAAUUCUAUUUGAUCUAUCUAUCCUUAGAGAUGCAACAGCAAACUUCUCUGAUGAAAAUAAACUUGGAGAAGGUGGCUUCGGUGCAGUUUACAAGGGCUUGUUGCAUGAUGGAAGAGAAAUAGCAGUUAAAAGGCUUUCAAGAGGCUCCGGGCAAGGAAUAGGAGAGCUGAAAAAUGAAUUAGUGCUGGUUGCAAAGCUUCAACACAGAAACCUUGUGAGGCUUUUGGGUGUUUGCUUGGAAGAACAAGAGAAGAUACUUGUCUAUGAAUAUGUUCCUAACAGAAGCCUUGACACCAUUCUGUUUGAUUCUGUCAAACGCAAGCAACUAGAUUGGGGAACACGGUACAAGAUAAUAAAUGGAAUUGCUCGAGGCUUAUUAUACCUGCAUGAAGAUUCUCAGCUAAAGAUUAUACACGAUCUAAAAGCAAGCAAUAUAUUGUUGGAUGAGGACAUGAAUCCAAAGAUUUCAGAUUUUGGUUUGGCUAGGCUCUUUGGCGGUGAUCAAAUUGGUGGCACCACAAGCCGUGUCGUUGGAACAUUUGGGUAUAUGGCUCCAGAGUAUGCCAUGCGUGGUCAGUAUUCAGCAAAGUCAGAUAUAUUCAGUUUUGGGGUUUUAGUUCUGGAAAUACUGACGGGACGAAAGAACAGUAAUUUUCUCGAAACUGAACAAGCUGAAGACUUGCUAAGCUAUACAUGGGAGCAUUGGACCAGAGGAACAAUUUCAGAAAUACUAGACCCAUUUCUGGGUUGUCACUGGCCAAGAAGUGAGGCAUUGAGAUGUAUUCAGAUUGGCUUAUUGUGUGUUCAAGAAGAUCCAGCAAACAGACCCAGUAUGUCAAUGGUGGUUCUUAUGCUAAGCAGCUACUCUGUGUCCCUCCAAGCUCCUUCCAAGCCUCCAUUUUGUAUCGGACUGAGUGGUGGCAUGGAAUCGAAUGCAUUCUCGAAAGGUUAUAAUUCUUCAACUGGUGAAUUUGAUGGAUGGAUAGAUAAAUCCGUCCCAAUGACUCCGAAUGAAGUUUCCAUAUCAGAAAUGGAGCCCAGAUAG
This is a messenger RNA of Dioscorea cayenensis subsp. rotundata (Guinea yam), 4233 nucleotides long. RefSeq lists its product as uncharacterized. Gene Ontology annotation, biological process: protein phosphorylation. The record is from RefSeq and is a predicted model, not a curated record. NCBI's taxonomy places the organism in Eukaryota, Viridiplantae, Streptophyta, Magnoliopsida, Dioscoreales, Dioscoreaceae. Gene Ontology annotation, molecular function: protein kinase activity; ATP binding.